AGGCUGGCCUUGAACUCAGAAAUCCACCUACCUCUGCCUCCCAAGUGCUGGGCGUAAAGGCGUGCGUCACCACUGCCAGCGGAGUUGGAAGUUUUCAAUUAAAACCUCGGACUGGAUAUGUAGCUCAGUGGUGUAUAGUGUGGAGGCCCUGGAUUUGGGUGUCACAACAAAGCUUGUGCCAGUUUGCUUCAUUUAGUAGCUCCUGGGUAUACUGGGAGUUAAUGGUUAAGUGGUAUAGUCUAAUGCUUUAGUAUUACUUUGGAGCCAGUAUUACUUAGCUGUAGGAUUUAAUAUAAUUUUAACAGUUCAGUAGCUGGCUGGGAUAAUAUUUAAAAUACUAUAGGCACCAUACCCUGUUUGCCACUUUGUGCUGACAAUUUAGAGCUUAUUACAGUACUUUGAAUAAGUUGUGGUUGCUUUUAUGUAUGAGGGAGUCUUUUAAAAAGUAGAAUAAACUAUGGUGGUUCAUGCAUUUAAUCGUCACCUGGGAGAUAGAAACUUGAAUCUGAGUUCCAGGUCAGCCAGAGCUACAUAGUCAAACUGUUUCAAGAGACAAACACAAAACUAAGGGUCAUUUCUCUGGAGCAGGCUUUGAGUACUCUACUGACCAUCUAACUUGAAAUCCUGUCAUCAUACCACAGGCGGUCCUGAUAGGUGGUGGAUUGUGGAUGCUCUUAUUUAAAAGAAAUGAGUGUAGCUAGUGCAGUAUUAAGAGUUGAAACUUGGCUUUUGGCAACAUGGCAUGUUAAAGUGCCUCUAAUGUGGCUGGAAGCUUGUGUUAACUGGAUCCAAGAAGAAAAUAAUAAUGCUAAUUUGAGUCAGGCACAAAUAAAUAAACAAGUGUUAGAGCAGUGGCUUCUCACGGACCUGAGAGACUUGGAACAUCCUCUCUUACCUGAGGACAUUUUAGAAAUUCCAAAGGGAGAACUGAAUGGAUUUUACGCUCUACAGAUCAAUUCUUUGGUUGAUGUAAGUCAGCCUGUGUAUUCACAGAUACAAAAGCUGAGAGGAAAGAAUACAGGCAAUGAUCUAGUUUCAGCUGAAACACAGAGUACUCCAAAACCCUGGGAAGUAAGGCCGUCACGGAUGCUGAUGCUGCAGCUCACUGAUGGUGUCACGCAAAUUCAGGGAAUGGAGUAUCAGUCUAUUCCAGCUCUUCAUAAUGCUCUUCCUCCAGGCACAAAAAUUUUAGUUCAUGGACACAUUUUGUUCCGUCUUGGUGUUCUCUUACUGAAACCAGAAAAUGUGAAGGUGCUAGGAGGUGAGGUAGAUGGUCUUUCAGAAGAAAAUGCCCAAGAGAAAGUACUUGCAAGAUUAAUUGGUGAACUUGAUCCUACAGUUCCAGACAUUCCAAAUAAUCCCAAUCACAAUGUGCCUAGAGUUUUGGGGAGUCUAGAUGCUGUUUUGGGGCCUUCAGAUGAAGAACUCUUGGCAAGUCUUGAUGAAAGUGAAGAGCCUGCAGCUAGUAAUGAUGUGACUGUGAGAAGAAGCUGUCUCAGCACAGACAGCUCCUCAAACAUUACUCCAAGAAAUCAGCCUAGUUUUGAGCCAGGAUGUAAUAUUUCUUCAAGGCCAAAGGAGAAACCACCAAACCAGCCUAUGCAUUUCACUGAUGGAGAAUUUGAUGACUUUUCACUGGAAGAGGCCUUGCUUUUGGAAGAGACUGUCCAGAAAGAACAAAUGGAAACAAAAGCAUCACAACCACUAAUUUUGAAGGAAAACACGAGUAAAUGUAUGGAGAUCUUUUCACAUAAACCUAGUAAUCUGAACCACACAGCUUUGAUUCAUAAACAAGGAAACAGCAAUUUUGAUGAAAAAACAUCUGAACAAAUGAUUCAUGAAGACAAAUUUUUUGACUGUGCAUCUACUAGAGACCAUCGUAAGAGACUCUUAGCUUGUGAUUUUACAAAUGACAGUAAGAUUUCAGAAGUAGAUGAUGCUGCACAACAGACUGUCAACAAUGAAGAUGUAUAUUGCUUAAGUAAUAAAAUGUUCAACAGAAAGCUGGACCUGUCAGAAAAGAGUUUACAGAUUUCAAAAGAAAAUGGCCACCCUUCUCAGGCUUGUUCUUCAAGAUCACUUGAGAAUAAUACUUAUCUAUCUACUGGCAUGGACUUACACUCUCCACCCUUUAUUUAUUUGUCUGUUCUAAUGGCCAGAAAGCCAAAGGAAGUUACCACUGUGAAAGUCAAAGCAUUUAUUGUCACUUUAACUGGAAAUCUCUCAAGUUCUGGUGGCUUUUGGUGUGUAACUGCAAAGAUUUCUGAUGGUACUGAAUAUCUAGAUGUAGAUUUUAAAGAUGAAAUACUUACCAGUAUGAUAGGGUAUUCAGUAUCAGAAAUGAAACAAUUAAAAAAGGACCCUCUUAAAUAUAAAAAAUUCCUAGAAGGGUUACAAAAUUGUCAGAGAGAUCUGAUAGAUUUGUGUUGCCUAAUGACUAUUUCAUUUAAUCCUUCUUCAUGUAAAGCCACGGUACUGGAAUUGCAAGAUGUUGGUAUGGAACACCUUGAGAACCUAAAGAAACGACUGAAUUCUGUAAAAGAAAAAAGCUUCAGAGCUUAAAAGUGGCUGAGACAACUCAGGGGGUGACUCGCUUUCUGCCAAGUAUGGUGACCUGUGUUUGAUCUCCUGGUCCCUUGAGAUAAAAGGCGAGACACAGUUUCCAGAAUCUGUUGUUAGUCCUCUACACAGGUAGCAGAGGGUGCGCACGCGCGCGCGCGCGCGCACACACACACACACACACACACACACACAUUAAGUAAAUGACAUUUUAAAAUAAAGAGAUUUAAUCAAA
Mastomys coucha (southern multimammate mouse) is the source of this 2794-nucleotide messenger RNA. It is a transcript of the gene Rmi1, whose product is annotated as RecQ mediated genome instability 1. The coding region runs from base 688 to 2562 and encodes 624 amino acids. Gene Ontology annotation, biological process: double-strand break repair via homologous recombination; resolution of meiotic recombination intermediates. Gene Ontology annotation, cellular component: nuclear body; RecQ family helicase-topoisomerase III complex. Gene Ontology annotation, molecular function: nucleotide binding. Lineage: Eukaryota; Metazoa; Chordata; Mammalia; Rodentia; Muridae. The transcript is spliced from 3 exons. The record is from RefSeq and is a predicted model, not a curated record.